Messenger RNA from Quercus robur (English oak), 773 nucleotides. RefSeq lists its product as uncharacterized. Lineage: Eukaryota; Viridiplantae; Streptophyta; Magnoliopsida; Fagales; Fagaceae. The record is from RefSeq and is a predicted model, not a curated record. The transcript has 2 exons. The coding region runs from base 66 to 632 and encodes 188 amino acids.
AGAAGCUGUCGUCCAUCAUCACGGCAGAAGACUACGAAGAUCUGGGAAACCAUUCGACGGAGGCCAUGGGGGAGACGGGCCUCUUUGCCGUCGCUCAGUCCUUGGUCAUGAUGAAGGGUCUACUGGACCGGUGUCUCAACCGUGAGAGUGCCUUGGACCGGGUUCGCGCAAAGGCAGAGCAGACGGAGGAGGAGCUCGGACAACUCCAUCAAUGGAGGUCCAAGAUGGAGAGGAAGCUGGAGCUUUCUGAGAAGGUGAGGAAGGAGCUGGAGGAGAAGACGGCCACUGCGCUGACGGCCAUAGAGAAUAAAGAGGCGGAGAUCAAACAACUCAAAGUUGAGAUCCGUCAGGCGAAAGAGGCAGCCGUCGAGGAGUAUCGAUGCUCGGAAACCUGUUUGGGCGAGCUGUCGGACUCCUUCCUUCAAGGCUUUGAUGACUCUCUCCGUCAAGUCAAGAAGGCUUAUCCAGAGCUGGAUUUGACGAUGGUCAAACUUGAAGAUCAAGCCCAGACUUCUGCCCUCCCCGUCGCCUCAGAAAAUACGGAGGACCUUUUUGGCGACGGUGCUGCUCAAGGAGACGGAGAUUCCGCCCCGUCGAAGGAUGUCCCGGUUACUGAAGAAAAGAAAGAUUGAUGCAUAUGUACUUUAUUUUGUGAACAAUCCGUCCUUCUUUUUUAUUCAUUUUUUAAGACAAUCCGUCCUUUUUAAUUGUAUUAAACAUUUGCCUUUGGGGGCUUUUUGCUUAAUGUUCAGAUAUGCUUUUUACAAUUGUUU